GUGUAUAUAAUACACUACUAACGCACAGACGCCAAACCCACGAGGAAACACAUAGAGAGGGAGAGAUGGGUGGUUGGGCAAUAGCGGUUCACGGCGGCGCUGGUGUCGACCCAAACCUACCACCAGAGCGCCAAGACCAAGCCAAACAACUGCUCACUCGCUGCCUUAAUCUCGGCAUCUCUGCUCUUCGCUCUUCCCUCUCUGCUAUCGAUGUCGUCGAACUUGUCGUGAGAGAAUUGGAAUCUGAUCCACUGUUCAAUUCUGGCCGUGGAUCUGCACUAACGGAGAAAGGAACGGUGGAGAUGGAGGCUAGCAUCAUGGAUGGGCCAGGCAGGCGAUGCGGCGCCGUUUCGGGGCUAACUACCGUGAAAAACCCAGUAUCACUAGCCCGCCUCGUGAUGGAAAAGUCGCCGCAUUCCUAUCUUGCCUUCUCUGGUGCUGAAGAAUUUGCCAAACAACAUGGUGCGGAGGUGGUGGACAAUCAAUACUUUAUCACGGAGGACAGCGUUGGAAUGCUGAAAUUGGCAAAAGAAGCCAACACCAUCAUGUUUGAUUAUAGAAUCCCAAUUGUUGGAUUAGAAUCAUGCAGCGCAGUUGUGGAUAGCCCAUUGCUUAUGAAUGGACUGCCAAUCGGAGUCUACGCACCGGAGACAGUUGGCUGUGUGGUGGUGGAUAGCCAGGGCCGGUGCGCGGCUGCCACUUCCACAGGUGGACUCAUGAACAAAAUGACUGGUCGCAUCGGUGACUCGCCCCUGAUCGGUGCUGGCACCUAUGCGUGUGAUUUAUGUGGAGUCUCGUGCACUGGUGAAGGCGAGGCCAUCAUACGUGGAACCCUGGCGCGGGAUGUGGCAGCUCUGAUGGAGUACAAAGGCUUAGGCCUCCAAGAGGCUGUGGACUAUGUGAUCAAUGAAAGACUUGACCAAGGGAAGGCUGGGUUGAUAGCCGUGUCCAGAAAUGGGGAAGUGGCCUAUGGUUUUAAUAGUGUUGGAAUGUUUAGGGGCUGUGCUACUGAAGAUGGGUUCAUGGAAGUUGGUAUCUGGGAGUAGUAGGUAUUGACUUACUAAAUAAAAGACUAUGGCUAUUAAUUAGCGUGCUUUGUAUUAAUCAGCAUGUUGCAAUUUAGUUGCAUUAGUAUUUUAUCAAUUGCACAAAUGAACGCUGCAUCAAAAUGGGAAAAAAAUUAUUUUAAUUUUCAGGAGAGU
This is a messenger RNA of Ilex paraguariensis (yerba mate), 1202 nucleotides long. Lineage: Eukaryota; Viridiplantae; Streptophyta; Magnoliopsida; Aquifoliales; Aquifoliaceae. The record is from the annotation of a GenBank genome assembly.